UCGUUUGUUCAAAAACAUAUCGUCAUGCCGAGAAACGUUGGUGCUUAUUUAGCCGAACAACAAAGAAAAGCUACUGGGGAUGUGGCCACAGAAUGGGGCCAGCUUGAAGACUUUUAUAACAAAAAGUUAUGGCAUCAGUUAACAUUACGACUUCUAAAGUUUGUGAAACAUCCAACAUUUGCCAAAGGAGAUGGCCUGGUUAAAUUGUAUGAACAUUUUAUAUCAGAUUUUGAACACAGGAUCAGUCCACUGGCUUUGGCAGAGAUGGGAGCAUGUAUUGUCAGGCAGAUUACAGAUCCAAAAGCUGGUGUAGAGUUUUUAGAGAAACUGAAAGAGAAGGUGAAGGCCAGUGAUGAAGCUAAAGUACUAUGUAUGACAUCAAGUGGACUAAUUUGUUUGAGGACUAAAGAAAUGGAGAAAACUAAGACUCUUGUUGAAGAAUGCCACGGUAUCAUGGAAACAUUCGAUGGCGUCACCACGGUGCACAGUAGGUUUUAUGAUUUAUCAAGUAACUACUACAAAUUGAUGGGAAACCAUGCAGACUAUUACAAAGAAGCCCUCAGAUAUCUUGGUUGUAUGCAAAUGGAAGACAUAGCAGCAUCAGAACAAGUAGAGAGAGCAUUUAAUUUAGGCCUGGCAGCUGUGUUAGGGGAAGGUGUCUAUAAUUUUGGAGAAUUGCUGGCUCAUCCUAUCUUAGAAUCUCUAAAGACCACAGAUAAGUCCUGGCUAGUAGAUUUAUUGUUUGCCUUUAACAGUGGAAACAUCUCUAGGUUUGAUGAACUCAAAAAAAGCUGGACAACACAGCCAGAUUUAGCAGCUAAUGAAAUUCCAAUGAGACAAAAAAUAUCACUGUUAUGUUUAAUGGAGAUGACUUUUAAAAGACCAGCAAAUGACAGACAGUUAACAUUUAAAGAUAUAUCUGCAGAAACAAAGUUACCAGUAAAUGAGGUAGAAUUGCUGGUUAUGAAGGCUUUGAGUUUAGGAUUAGUGAAAGGAUUUAUAGAUGAAAUAGACCAGAAAGUAUCACUAACAUGGGUCCAACCUCGGGUAUUAGAUCUACAACAGGUAUCCACAAUGCAGAAGAGAUUAGAACAAUGGUGUUCAGAUGUUUUAACCAUGGAGAAAUUAGUGGAACUGAAAGCUCAUGACAUCCUUACUUAAUCAUACAACAGUGCUCUAUAUAAUUUAUACUUUUGUUAUAAAGAAUUCAUGUUUUAAAGUGGAUUAUAAAACAAGGACAUUACGUAAUAUGAAGAAAAAAUUGACAAUAAUACAACAGUAUAGAUUUAGAAGAUUUUGGCUUCUAACCAUCUCAAAUCAUUGUAGCAUUUCAUACUUGUUGUUAGUUAUAAUUAAAAGACAAAAAUAAUGUUA
Molecule: messenger RNA, 1374 nt
Organism: Mytilus californianus (California mussel)
Lineage: Eukaryota; Metazoa; Mollusca; Bivalvia; Mytilida; Mytilidae
Product: 26S proteasome non-ATPase regulatory subunit 13-like
Exons: 13
Coding region: 25-1161 (378 amino acids)
Biological process (GO): ubiquitin-dependent protein catabolic process
Cellular component (GO): cytosol; nucleus; proteasome regulatory particle, lid subcomplex
Molecular function (GO): structural molecule activity
Source: RefSeq, a predicted model, not a curated record